AUGGUGGCAAGCAAGGAAGAUGAUGGUCUCUUCUCUCGACUCAUAUCUUCUCAGCUAUCUAGAUUCACAAUCAGAUUUACAGUUCCAAGAUGCAAGAUUCCAAAAUGGUUCAGUUGUCAAAUGGAUUUCAUGAGGCAUCGACGGUUUGAGUUUUGGAUUGUAGCACUCCCAAAUUUCAAAUGGGACAACAACACAGGAUUGGCUCUCUAUGUUGCUGUUGAUAGACAACAUCGUUGUUGUUUUGAGUUGAUGAUUCACAUCAAUGAAAUGAGGGUUUUGCAUUCUCGUGGAGAAGCAUAUUAUGUUGGUUCAAGAGAGUCGGAUCAUGUAUGGGUGCGCUACAUUCCAUUCACUGAAUUGUGGCCACGUGGUUAUAUGCGUCCCCUGCCACCCUUUACCUGUCGAGUCGUUCUUCUUCUAGAGAGACACAAAACCGACCGCUUUAAAAGCUGCGGGGUCCACCUUAUAGUGCCUCCCAAUGAAAAAGUUUGUAUGAAGCUAAUCCGUGCAGAGAACCGCACCAGUGAACCUUCUGAUGAUGAUGAUCAAGUUGAUUCUGAUGAGGAGAAGGACUUGGUGGACAACUGGGAAAAAUAUCAUCCCAAACACAGGGCUGAUUGCAAAGAGUUGUUAUAUACUGAUGCACUACAGCAGAACCAAGAGCAAUAA
Messenger RNA from Fragaria vesca subsp. vesca, 669 nucleotides. RefSeq lists its product as uncharacterized. The transcript has 2 exons. The record is from RefSeq and is a predicted model, not a curated record. NCBI's taxonomy places the organism in Eukaryota, Viridiplantae, Streptophyta, Magnoliopsida, Rosales, Rosaceae. The coding region runs from base 1 to 669 and encodes 222 amino acids.